Molecule: messenger RNA, 1760 nt
Organism: Drosophila elegans
Lineage: Eukaryota; Metazoa; Arthropoda; Insecta; Diptera; Drosophilidae
Product: alpha-(1,3)-fucosyltransferase C
Exons: 3
Coding region: 171-1532 (453 amino acids)
Cellular component (GO): membrane
Molecular function (GO): alpha-(1->3)-fucosyltransferase activity
Source: RefSeq, a predicted model, not a curated record
CUACAAUAACUAAAACUCUUUUCAAUCCAAAUAACACCCAAUUUUCUUAAGGUUUUAUUUUAAGAAAUCGCACUCAAGGUUUGCAUCUAAAAAAUUGUUUUAUUAUUGGAUUACCAUUUCCAUUUUGUAGCACAUAUUUUCAAAGGUUUGCCAAUUGUCAUCAAGUUACAAUGCCGAUGGACAAACUACGAGCGACGCCAGUGGACAAGAUCCUUAGUUUCCGCCGGAAUCCCGAUCUGCAGCAGCAACGGCGUCAGCAAACUGAUGAAAUUGAGGACAUUCCCAGGUUUUUGCCACCUCAGCUUCUUUUUGACGACGCAGAUGGUAAGGAUACAAAUCGAAGGAUGCCGGAUACGGAUUCGAUAAACUCAGAGGAUGCUGUUAGGCUGCCUCCCCCCCGAAGAUCUCCAGUUUCUAUGAGGAAUCUGCAGCGUGAGUUGUACUCACCCAAUCAGUGUAUGAAUGUCCUGAAAGCCAUUGUGGCUGUGGUAACCAUUUGUCUGCUCUUCAUCACGAUUCCCUUGUACCGACGCCAAAGGAUUGAGAAGGAGACCAGUCUCAAGAUGAUCCUGCUUUGGAACGAGCAAUUACCAACCGGUGGAUCGGCACACAUGGAGUGUGGUUGUCUGGUCUCCACUCGCCGAAAUCAUGACGACAAACCCUUUGAUGCAGUGGUCUUCAGUGCCGAUCAUCCCUACUCCUUUGAAGAUUUGAAUAUCAUCAAGCGUACUCCUGAUUACUAUGCCGUCUAUGCCGCCAAGAAGCCACUGAGUUUGGCGCAGAAUCCAAUGGCUGGCUCAAUGUUGCCCCCCUUCAAUUUGACCAUGACCUAUCGACUGGACUCGCAAUUGAUCUGGACGGACUACUACUUCUCCCAUACCAAUCUGGCCAGACGUCUCAACUGGUUCCGCAGUCCCAGUAAUAAUUUAGUUGAUGAUAUGCCGGGCUCUAUGCCCCAACGUCUGGAUUCAGAAGUAUUAAAAAAGACACGACUGGCUGUGUACUUAACAUACGAAGUGGAUCAGAAUAGUCUUCCGGGGAGCCUGUAUUUGCAGGAACUGCGAAAAUAUGCCGAUAUCGAUGCCCAUGAUAGUUGUCUGGGUUCUCAAGACUGCAGUCACUACCACUUUAUGCUCAUCUUUGAAACAAGCGCCUGUCCCGAUUAUGUGCCCCCGCAGAUGUACAUGGCCAUGGAUAAACUUAUGGUACCCGUCCUGAUCGGAGGAGGAAAUCUAACCAAUCUGGUACCACAGCAAUCGUAUAUCAGAGGCCUGGACUUUUCCACUCCAAAGGAUUUAGUGGGUCACCUAAUGGAUCUGGCCAAUAACCGGGAGGAGUACAAUCGCUUUUUCUGGUGGCACUCCAUCUACAAGCUGCGCCAAACUUCCCAACCCUACUGCGCCCUCUGCUCCCUCAUCCAAAAACCCGCCGAGGAGCGCCAGAUUGGCCAGAGAUCCUCCAAACUGGACUUCAUCAAAUGGUGGACUUCAGCCGAAUACCAGUGCCCCAAUCGAUCCACCACCUUCCUCUGAGUCCCUGGACUUUGGUCAAUUAUAAUUACCAACGAUCGCAAAUUGCCCUCGUUCGGUGUGGUUCCGUUUAGUUGAGUUGAGUUUGUUCUUCCUUCGUUUUGGGGGUUUCUUCUGUGUUUUUUGGCUGGUUUAAUUUCGCGGAAUUUCGGCGGCACUCCAUUGACCUCGCCGACAGCUUUGGAAUGAAGGGAGCUUAAUAAGUUAUACUCUAUUGAGGAGAACAGGUUG